Molecule: messenger RNA, 2070 nt
Organism: Balaenoptera ricei (Rice's whale)
Lineage: Eukaryota; Metazoa; Chordata; Mammalia; Artiodactyla; Balaenopteridae
Gene: LRRC24
Product: leucine rich repeat containing 24
Exons: 5
Coding region: 426-1964 (512 amino acids)
Molecular function (GO): protein binding
Source: RefSeq, a predicted model, not a curated record
UGCGCACGCGCCACCCGGAGAGCGCGCUGUCCGAGUGCGCGUGCGCGGCGGAGGUGCGCCGCGGCCCCGCCCCGCCCGGCGCUGUCCGAGGUGCUGCCGCGGUCCGAGAACCGACGCGGGAGGGGCGGGGUCACGGGUGCUCUACCCCGUCCGCACACCCCCGGCCUGGGGCGUCCUCGGAGUCCUCGGCUUCGGCCAGCGCUCGCGACGGCAGACCCGGGCGGCCGGGAGGGAGGUGCGGGGGCUCCAGUGCGCGAGCGCGAGCGGCGCCCGCCCCUCCCCCGCCCGGCGCUGCUCGGUGGGCCGGGGUUCGGCGGGGGAGCCGCGCCGCAGGAGCGUCAGGAGGCGCAUCCCAUCGGGGCCAGACUGUAGGGAGGCUGCUGAGAAGGCUGCAACUUCGUGGCCUGCGGCCGGUCCCGCAAGAGAUGGCCCCAGGGGCGCCCGCACUGCUGCUGCUGUCGCUGCUGUCACUGCCAGGUCUCCCGCCUCGCGCUACCGGCUGCCCUGCGGCCUGCCGCUGCUACAGCGCCACGGUGGAGUGCGGCGCCCUGCGGCUGCGCCUGGUCCCACCCGGAAUCCCGCCCGGGACGCAGACGCUGUUCCUGCAGGACAACAGCAUCGCGCGCCUGGAGCCGGGCACCCUGGCGCCCCUCGCCUCCCUGCGUCGUCUCUACCUGCACAACAACAGCCUGCGCGCCCUGGAGCCAGGCGCCUUCCGUGCGCAGUCGCGCCUGCUGGAGCUGGCUCUCACCGGCAACCGGCUGCGCGGCUUGCGCGUUGGCGCUUUCGCCGGCCUGGCCCAGCUGCGCGUGCUCUACCUAGCUGGCAACCAGCUGGUACAGCUGCUGGAUUUCACCUUCCUACACUUGCAGCGACUGCAGGAGCUGCACCUGCAGGAAAACAGCAUCGAGCUGCUGGAGGACCAGGCCCUGGCCGGGCUCUCCUCGCUGGCACUGCUAGACCUCAGCAGGAACCAGCUGGGCACCAUCAGCCAGGAGGCCCUACAGCCCCUGGCCAGCCUGCAGGUCCUGCGCCUCACAGAGAACCCAUGGCGCUGUGACUGUGCCUUGCACUGGCUGGGAACCUGGAUCAAGGAAGGGGGCCAGCGCCUGCUCAGCUCCAGGGACAAGAAAAUCACGUGUGCAGAGCCCCCCCGCCUGGCACUUCAGAGUCUCCUGGAAGUAUCUGGCAGUAGCCUCAUCUGCAUCCCACCCUCUGUGCACGUGGAGCCGCUGGAGGUGACAGCCAACCUGGGUGAGGACCUGCGGGUUGCCUGCCAGGCUUCCGGCUACCCGCAGCCCCUGGUGACCUGGAGAAAGGUGGCGCAGCCUCGUGAGGGGCCGCCGCAGGCCCAGGCCCAACCUGAAGGCGGGGUGCCGGGCCCAGGUGGGCCCGGGGCAUCCGACACGGGCAGCGGCAUGCUCUUCCUCACCAACAUCACCCUGGCCCACGCCGGCAAGUACGAGUGCGAGGCCUCCAACGCCGGCGGCGCCGCCCGCUUGCCCUUCCAGCUUCUGGUCAACCUGUCCCAGCAGCUGCUGCUGGCGCCUGCGCCGCCGCGGGCCGGCGGCCCAGUCAGCCACGAGCCCCUGCCCGAGGCGGGCGGCAUGGCCUUUCGCGCCCUGGGCCUGGCCACGCAGACGGCCAUCGCGACGGCCAUCGCGCUCCUGGCGCUCACGGCGCUGCUGCUGGCGACCAUGAUCUGCCGCAGGCGGCGCAGGCGCAAAAAGGCACCAGGGCCUCCCGGGGAGGGCGCGCUCUUCGUCAACGACUAUUCGGACGGGCCCUGCACCUUCGCGCAGCUCGAGGAGCUCCGCGACGAGCGGGGCCACGAGAUGUUCGUCAUCGACCGCUCUAAGCCGCUCUUCGCCGAGGGCCCGGCGGAAGCGGCCGAGGGCGCAGCGCCCGGAAUCGCGCAGGGCCUCCCGCUGCAGCCGCCUGCCGCCUACGAGAUCCGUUGCUGAGGGGGGGCGGGGGGCGGACGCGCGCUGAUGACACGGGCCACGCGGAUUGGCCGACCCGGCUCGCCCCGCGCAUGCUCCAGCGUGAUCAGUAAAGCGUGGAAGCUGC